Molecule: messenger RNA, 1191 nt
Organism: Lachancea dasiensis
Lineage: Eukaryota; Fungi; Ascomycota; Saccharomycetes; Saccharomycetales; Saccharomycetaceae
Source: the annotation of a GenBank genome assembly
AUGUCAAGUACUAUAUUUUACAAGUUCCGGUCGCAAAAAGGCAGUUCAAGGAUUCUAUUUGAUGGGACGGGGAUAACUGUCUUCGAUUUGAAACGAGAAAUAAUACAGGAAAAUCGACUGGGAGACGGAACAGACUUCCAACUCCGUCUUUACAAUCCUGAUACUGGUGAAGAGCUAGAAGACGACGCUCAUGUUAUUCCACGGUCUUCAAAUUUGGAAGUAAGGCGAUCGCCGGCGAUUAAAGUUAAUGGUAUCAAUGGAAGGGUUUCUUUGGGAAACGCGACCCGCUACAUCACAGGUAAGCCCAGAGUUGUCAAAAACACGACUACAGCUUCAGCAGCGAAUAUUCAAGUCUCCACGAAAGGAAUGAAUGAAGAAGAUGCAAUUGCUAGCAUGUUUGCCAAUCAAGAAAGUCAAUGGCAACAAACACAACAAGAAAUGUCAGGAGCGACCCCUGUUUUCCAUAAACCUGGUGGAGCCGCGGGCCAAGAUGAUGGCCCCCCGCCUCCAGGAUACAUGUGCUAUCGUUGCGGUGGUAAAGAUCACUGGAUUAAAAACUGUCCGACAAAUUCGGACCCUAACUUUGAAGGAAAGAGGAUACGUCGAACUACUGGUAUUCCUAAAAAAUUUCUGAAGUCUGUCGAUGUAGAUCCUUCAAGUAUGACUCCUGAAGAGAUGGCACAGCGUAAAAUCAUGGUUACAGACGAUGGCAGUUUUGUUGUUCAAGUCGCAGAUCAGCAUUCCUGGGAAGACUAUCAACGCAAACAGCAGUCGCGCGCGAUGAACCAAAAUGAUAGCAUAUGGGCCAAGGGCCAUUUCUCAGAUCUACCCGACGAUUUGAAAUGCACCAUUUCAGGCGGUUUGUUGAAAGAUCCCGUUACAACAAGUAAGUGUUGUAAGAAGCACUUUUCGCGACAACCUCUAGAAGAUCUUUUGGUUGAAAACGACUUCCUGUGCCCCGGUUGCAAUGCGGAAGAAACGUUGCUCGAUUCUCUAGUCCCCGACAAAGAGAAAGAGGUUCAGGUGCAAAAAUUCUUAGACGAGCAUAGUGUAAAGCGCAGUAGCGAGGACGACGAAACUGGUGUGCUGAAAAAACCCAAUGUUUCCAUGCCGGUACCUCCAUUUGGUAUGCCUUUCCCCAUGUUCCCCAUGCCCUUUUUACCGAACAUGAACACCUCUAAACCAUCCUGA